AUGCCCUUGGAUCCGUCCCCGUUUUACAUCGCGAUGGAGGUGGCGAUAGCCAUGUCGUCGGUCGUUGGGAACGUCAUGGUGGUGUGGGCUGUGCGUAUCAACCGGUCCCUGAGAGAUACAACCUUUUGUUUCAUCGUCUCUCUGGCGCUGGCCGACAUCGCGGUCGGGGCGCUUGUCAUCCCGCUCGCCAUAACCAUGAGCAUCGGACCCAGGGCGCACUUCCACGGCUGCCUACUGGGCGCAUGCACCGUGCUGGUGCUGACGCAAAGUUCCAUCCUGGCGUUGCUGGCCAUCGCCAUCGACCGCUACCUGAGAGUCAAAAUACCCAUGAGCUAUAAGCGUGUGGUGACCCCUCGGCGAGCUGGAAUGGCUGUAGUGCUAUGUUGGCUAGUGUCCUUCAUAGUCGGCCUCACACCAAUGUUGGGGUGGAAUAACCUGCAGCGUCUCCAUGAUAAUGGCUCCCAAGAGAAUGAGGACCUCUUGGUGAUCUGCCGGUUUGAGAACGUCAUCUGCAUGGACUAUAUGGUCUACUUCAACUUCUUUGGCUGGGUGCUUCCCCCUUUGCUCCUCAUGCUGGUCAUUUAUGUGGAAAUAUUUUACAUGAUCCACAAACAGCUCAACAAGAAGGUAACAGCCAGCUACAGAGACCCCAGUCGAUACUAUGGCAAAGAGCUCAAGCUAGCUAAAUCGUUAGCCUUGGUUCUCUUCCUCUUUGCCAUCAGCUGGCUUCCUCUACACAUCCUCAACUGCAUCACCCUCUUUUGUCCUAACUACACCAAUCCCAUAACCCUCCUUCACAUCGCUAUCCUCCUCACCCAUGGUAACUCGGCCGUCAACCCCAUUGUUUAUGCUUUCCGCAUCAAAAAGUUUCAAACAGCCUUCCGGAAAAUCUGGGAGCAGUACAUACUUUGUAAGGAUCCAAUUGGUCAGCUGCCCCAAAGAGGUAGCCAGAGAGGACAGAGUUAUGAGAGGAGGCUGAGGCGGAACAAUGAUGAUGAUGAUGAUGAUGUGUGAUUUUUGGAAGCUGUGUUUGGACGGCAGUGGAGUCUUGAAUUUAGGAGCCUUGUUUCCUUGUUUUCUUGUACAUGGAGUCACCUCAUUUGUUCACAGAAUGGAAAGGAUGCUCGCCUUCUUUUCAACUCUCACUUGAGAGAUUGUUGGUCAAAUAUAGAAGUUAUACUGUUGCCAGUAUAUAUAUCUGUUAGAAUUGAA
Molecule: messenger RNA, 1212 nt
Organism: Lampris incognitus (smalleye Pacific opah)
Lineage: Eukaryota; Metazoa; Chordata; Actinopteri; Lampriformes; Lampridae
Product: adenosine receptor A1-like
Exons: 3
Coding region: 1-1014 (337 amino acids)
Biological process (GO): G protein-coupled adenosine receptor signaling pathway
Cellular component (GO): membrane; dendrite; synapse
Molecular function (GO): G protein-coupled adenosine receptor activity
Source: RefSeq, a predicted model, not a curated record